This is a messenger RNA of Theobroma umbraticum, 1075 nucleotides long. The record is from RefSeq and is a predicted model, not a curated record. Lineage: Eukaryota; Viridiplantae; Streptophyta; Magnoliopsida; Malvales; Malvaceae.
GCAUCUCAUCUGCCACUGUGCGGAGAACAGUUUGAUAUGGAGAAAGAAGUUAUUCCAAGAAAAAUCUUGUCUGGAUGGAUAAGUUUCGUUAGAAAAUGUUUCUUUCGAGUUCUUAGAGUUGGUCCAAUCCCCUCUCAUAUUGCUGUCAUUAUGGAUGGGAACCGAAGAUAUGCCAAAAAGAAGAAGCUAGAAGAAGGGGUAGGUCAUGAUGCAGGGGCUUUUGCUCUCUUGUGCUUGCUUAUUUAUUGCUACGAGCUUGGCGUGAAACAUCUGUCUGCUUAUGCCUUCAGCAUCGAUAAUUUCAAACGAAAGCCAGAGGACGUUAAAAAAAUUAUGGAUUUGUUGAGGGAAUGUAUUCCUCUCUUGACUAGGAUAGUGAAGCAUCGUCCAAUCAGAGUUCAUUUUGCAGGAAGCUUAGAACUGUUGAGUGCAGAUAUUAGAAUUCCAGCCAAGAGACUUAUGGAAGCUACUGCUGAUAACUCUAAAUUUAUCUUCACACUUUGUGUUGUCUACACUUCCACCGAUGAGAUCAUGCAUGUGGUUCAAGAAUCUUGUAAAGAAAAAUGCGAUCAUAUUCCAGAAAUCAGGGCAAAUGAUGCUAGCAACGGUUUACUGGGUGAGAAUGGAGAUAGUCAUCAGGGUGAUCAAGACCUUAUAAAGUUAGUAGAUAUUGAAAAGCACAUGUAUAUGGCCAUUACACCAGAUCCUGACAUUUUGAUCCGCACAGGGGACGAGCACCGCCUAAGCAACUUCCUUCUAUGGCAGACUUCUUGCUGCCAGUUGUCUUCCUUGGUCACACUUUGGCCGGAGAUUGGCAUCUGGCAACUGGUGUGGGUGGUCUUGAAUUUUCAGCGAAACCACCAUUAUUAUGGGAGGAAAAGAAAUGCAGCUGUAGACCUUGUAAAUGGUUCAUACUCUUCGUCCUCUCCACCUAGUCAAUCAUAGUAUGUCGUUAUUAUUCUGGUCAGCGAGUUCUUUCUUGUGUCAGAGUUGAUACUCUUGUCCCACAAUAACAUGUUACAUACAACUGCAAUAAACAAGAGACUAUGCAGUAUGCACUGUCAGUAGGAUACAA